AUGCCGAAGGGCUUUCUGGUGAAACGAACCAAGAGGCUGGGAGCUUCUUACCGCGUGCGUCGGGUGGAAAGGGACUUUCAGCUGCUGGGGCCCCAAGAGGCACCUCCUUUCCCUGGAACAGCUUCCCCUAGUCCCCAAGGAAGCGUGAAGGGUACGGAGCGGUUGGAGUUCUCAUUGGAAAAGGUAGAAAAGGAGGAGAGCGAGGCGGUUUCGAGACUGUCAGCUCCUGUGCGCACUUCUUCCUGCCUAGGGACCGGAGGAAGUAGCGGACCAGGCCCGCGCGAAAGCGCUGAGUGGGGGCUGGGCGGAGGUUCGACCCCUGGUCCCAGUCCCAGCCCAGCGAAGCCGGCGGGUGCGGAGUUGCGAGGGACAUUCCUGGAGCGCUGCCUCAGUUCUCCUGCUUCGGCUGAGUCCUUUCCGGGAGGCACAACAGCCGCGGUUGCUUUCUCUUCCACAGUAGCACCUGCUUCUGCUCCAUCUUCGGUGGAGCAGCUUUUGAUGCCACUUCUGGCACCUUUCCCAGAAGCUGUUCCAAAGCCGGACUCAGCUCCCCUCACUGUCACUCUUCAGGGACUGAAGCGGGGUACUGGGGGCGACCGUCGUGACAAGGGACCUCCUGGACCUAUGUCAGUGUCAGUGUCUGGAACAGCAGUGCCAGGUGCCAAGAAGCCAAAGGCUAUGAGGAGGUUGAGCUUUGCGGAUGAAGUAACCACAUCCCCAGUCCUGGGGUUGAAAAUCAAGGAGGAGGUGCCUGGGACCCCAUCCCGAGGCCUUGAAGGCAGCCGAACGCCUCUGGGUGAAUUCAUUUGCCAGCUGUGCAAGGAACAGUAUGCAGACCCUUUUGCACUGGCUCAGCACCGAUGCUCUCGCAUAGUGAGAGUUGAGUACCGCUGUCCCGAAUGCGACAAGGUCUUCAGCUGCCCAGCCAAUCUCGCCUCCCACCGCCGGUGGCACAAGCCACGUCCUGCCAAUGCUGCCACAACUGUUCCCGGGGACCCGAAGGCUCUUCCCUCGUUUUCUUCCUCCGCUUCAUUGUCUCCUGAUUGCAGCAGCAUCGCACCUUUACUGCCAGAGGGUAAGGAGAAUAGCAGAGAGAAAAGGACUGAAGGUCAGCACCCUCUUAUUCGGGACAGCUCCCGGACUGAUCAGCAUCUAGACAGUUCCAGCUCCACAGCUACCCUCCUCCAGGACGUCAAGGUCACUCAGCACCCUGAGCCCCAGCUACCACAGGGCCCAUUUACUGAAAGGGAGUCUGGGCGUCGCGUCCCGGGUACAGGAAAGGGUCCCGGAGAUGGGGUAUCUGAGGUUUUCUUGUGCCCGUAUUGCCACAAGAAGUUCCGCCGUCAAGCUUACUUGCGCAAGCACUUGGGCACCCAUCAGGCGGGGUCAGCCCGAGCGCUGACCCCUGGCUACAGUACUGAGCAGAGCUUGCAGCUUGCUUUCCCAUGCCCACUUUGUGGGGCGCACUUUCCCUCUGCCGACAUCAGAGACAAGCACCGGUUGUGGCACGCAGUGCGGGAGGAAAUGCUAUUGCCCGCUUUGGCGGGGGCGCCUCCAGAGGGGCCAAAUGGAGGUAGAGGAGCUGACGGAGAUACUCAACAGAUCUUUCCGUGCAAGCACUGUCCUUCCACCUUCUUCAGUUCCUUGGGUCUAACUCGACAUAUCAACAAAUGUCACCCUUCGGAAAGCCGGCAGGUGUUGCUGCUCCAGAUGCCACUAAGACCCGGUUGCUGA
Molecule: messenger RNA, 1734 nt
Organism: Trichosurus vulpecula (common brushtail)
Lineage: Eukaryota; Metazoa; Chordata; Mammalia; Diprotodontia; Phalangeridae
Gene: INSM2
Product: INSM transcriptional repressor 2
Exons: 1
Coding region: 1-1734 (577 amino acids)
Biological process (GO): regulation of cell cycle process; neuron differentiation; negative regulation of transcription by RNA polymerase II
Cellular component (GO): transcription repressor complex; nucleus
Molecular function (GO): RNA polymerase II cis-regulatory region sequence-specific DNA binding; DNA-binding transcription repressor activity, RNA polymerase II-specific
Source: RefSeq, a predicted model, not a curated record